AUGGCCACAAGGAUGUUGAAAGGACUCUCAAAUGCCCUCCUACUCGCCCUGGUUGGCCGGGUUGUGGGGGCAGCUUCUCCGGGGAGCGUCACAUUUAAUAACGACAACCGGUACCUGUUCGACGUCGACGGAAAUCAUAUCAGUGCUUAUGCACUCAAGAUAUAUAAUUUUGAGGACAAGUACUAUGCGUACGGUCUUGACUUCACCUCAGGAACAGGGCUUGACAGACCUCUGGUUGCUUGGUCCUCUGUUGAUCUCGUCAAUUGGAAGUCAGAGGGGGUCCUCUCAGAGCUUUCCGGAGGACGGCCCCACAUACUAUUCAACCCAACCAGCCAGCAGUAUGUGCUGUGGUCCAAUCCAUCGGCAGGUUACGAGGUCGCUACUUCGUCUGCGCCUAACUCUCCGUUCUCUACGGACAAAGGUCUGGCGGCAUUAGACCCACAGUUCACCGGUUUGCAGCCGGCGGACUUCACGGUCGCGUCCAUUGGUGACCAAGGCUACCUCGUGUGGUCGGCGCUCAACUUCAGGGACCCUCGAGCGGGAAGCCUGUGGCCACCAGUAUUCCAGACGAUGCACGUGUCGCCACUUACGCCCGACUUCCUCAACACGACACAGACGAGCACAAACGUGACAUCUGCUGGUUUCGACCUUGUCGAUCAAGAAGCCGAGACGCCGGAUCUAUUCGUUCGCAACGGAAUUUAUUACAUCGUGGCAAGCAACACAUGCGGCUUCUGCGAUGGGAGCAUAGGCUUCGUUUAUCGAUCGACAUCCAUCGACGGUCCUUGGGAACGCGACAUUGUCUCGGCGUUUACUUGUGGGUCUCAGGUCGAAGGAGUGCUCCCGCUCACAGACCCUGUUACGAACGAGACAACCUUCGUCUGGCACGGGACUUCGGUCCCAGGUGGUCCCAGAGUCAGCUUCUCUGGUCACUUCUUCCAGCCGAUGCGAUUCAAUGACGAUGGGAGUGUCCAGGAUCUGGACUGCACUCCAGGCGCACAGUUUACGGUACCUCUGGGCCUCGGAGCUGGCGAACCUGACAGCGGAGCGUUGACGACUGCUACGGACAUGUCGCCUCGUUUCGCGGAUUAUAGUCCCGUGUGCGACACACUCACCUUCCAGAGUGUGAUUCAGACUUGGACGAAUUCCAAGGCCGGGACAUUGAACUCGGUUUCGGUCAAUCUGGCCGCCGGCGGACAAGAGACCGGAAUCAUGAUCACGGUGUUCAGAUUCAGCAACGUGAACGACCUCGUGGCGCCAUCUUACAAGUUUGAAGUACUCGGCUCUACAACGUUCAAUGCGAGCGACAUUGGAACGUCGUUCAAGGCCAUGAGGGUACCCACAAACGCAACCGUUGCUCAGGGAGACCAGUUGGGAUUCUACAUUGCUGAUCCUGCCGCAGCAAGUCCGCAGGGGUCUUCGAAUCUCAUACCAUAUUGCCAUUUGGAGUAUAAUAUCGGCGCACCUAAUGGCUCGGAAACACCUGCUGGGCAGCUUGCCUUCGAGCAGGCCGCCGGGCAGAACUCGUUCCGCGGCCUCGACGGCAUGACAAGCCCGGUACGGGAGAGGACUGGCAAGGGCAUUAAGUUCUUCGCGACUGUAGGCUGUGCCUUAGGAGUAAAUUGCUUAAUUAAUUAA
This is a messenger RNA of Diaporthe batatas, 1635 nucleotides long. RefSeq lists its product as uncharacterized. The transcript has 2 exons. The record is from RefSeq and is a predicted model, not a curated record. Lineage: Eukaryota; Fungi; Ascomycota; Sordariomycetes; Diaporthales; Diaporthaceae. The coding region runs from base 1 to 1635 and encodes 544 amino acids. Gene Ontology annotation, molecular function: hydrolase activity, hydrolyzing O-glycosyl compounds. Gene Ontology annotation, biological process: carbohydrate metabolic process.